This is a messenger RNA of Rhipicephalus microplus (southern cattle tick), 387 nucleotides long. Its product is annotated as E3 ubiquitin-protein ligase TOM1-like. Lineage: Eukaryota; Metazoa; Arthropoda; Arachnida; Ixodida; Ixodidae. The record is from RefSeq and is a predicted model, not a curated record.
AUGAAGAGGGAUGAACAGACACCAGUAGACGAUCUGCAGAAAGAUCCUCAGCUUACAGCUGAUGAAGACGAAGAUGAUGCAGAAGAAUCUAAAGAUGCCUGGUCCCCUGGAACAGUGAGCUCACCAUCACCAGGUGGAGAGACCAUGUAUGAGACACAGAGUGAAGACGAUGACGAUGAUAAGUUGAAGGAUGACAAAUCAUCCAUAGAUGAUGCAAGAACAAAGACGCCCGAGACACCCAGUGGCACUGAGUCAGACAUGAAAGAUGAUGCCUCGCAGCAUAUGGAGUCUGGAACUGAAGAUGGCACUGGAGAUUUGAGUAAACAUUUGCUUGGCUCUGUACGGAAUUCUGUUCCGAAUAGCCCAGCAUCUGUGCUGCAGGAGUGA